Molecule: messenger RNA, 1758 nt
Organism: Nannospalax galili (Upper Galilee mountains blind mole rat)
Lineage: Eukaryota; Metazoa; Chordata; Mammalia; Rodentia; Spalacidae
Gene: Slc7a9
Product: solute carrier family 7 member 9
Exons: 14
Coding region: 210-1673 (487 amino acids)
Biological process (GO): amino acid transmembrane transport
Cellular component (GO): membrane
Molecular function (GO): L-amino acid transmembrane transporter activity
Source: RefSeq, a predicted model, not a curated record
CUUCCUGGGGCUUGGUUGUGCAGACUUAGGCAGUCAGCUGGGUGGCAGUCAGCUGGGCGGGCAUUGUCUCUGGCUCCUCGGGGAGAAAGGUUCUAUGUAUCUCAGGCUGACCUGACUUGCUAGGUAGCCCAGGCUGGUACUGAACUUGUUCUCUUACCUCAGGCCCCUGUGCUGGGAGUACAGCCUCCUGGACCUAGUAGCAGGGAGUGAUGGAAGAAAAAAGUCUGAGAAGACGGAGAGAGGAUGAGAAGUCCAUCCAAAGCAACGAACCCAAGACCACAAGUCUCCAGAAAGAGGUGGGCCUGCUCAGUGGCAUCUGUAUCAUCGUGGGCACCAUCAUCGGCUCCGGGAUCUUCAUCUCUCCCAAGUCUGUACUGGCCAACACAGAAGCCGUUGGGCCUUGUCUCAUCAUAUGGGCCUCCUGUGGGAUCCUGGCGACACUGGGUGCCCUGUGCUUCGCAGAGCUUGGCACAAUGAUCACCAAGUCAGGGGGUGAGUACCCUUACUUGAUGGAGGCCUUUGGCCCCAUCCCUGCCUAUCUCUUCUCCUGGACCAGCCUGGUCGUCAUGAAACCCUCGUCCUUCGCCAUCAUCUGUCUCAGCUUUUCGGAGUAUGUGUGCGCACCCUUCUAUGUCGGCUGCAAGCCUCCUGACACGGUCGUGAAAUGCCUGGCUGCGGCUGCCAUCUUGCUCAUCACCACAGUGAACGCGCUGAGUGUGAGGCUCGGGAGCUAUGUCCAGAAUGUCUUCACAGCGGCCAAACUGGUGAUUGUGGCCAUCAUCAUCAUCAGCGGAUUUGUCUUCCUGGCCCAAGGAAAUACAAAGAACUUUCAGAAUUCUUUUGAGGGUGUGCAAACCUCAGUGGGCACCAUCAGCCUGGCAUUCUACAAUGGACUCUGGGCAUACGAUGGGUGGAAUCAACUCAAUUAUAUCACUGAAGAGCUUAGAAACCCUUACAGAAAUCUGCCCCUGGCCAUUGUCAUCGGGAUCCCUCUGGUGACAGUGUGCUACAUCCUCAUGAAUAUCUCCUACUUCACGGUGAUGACCCCAACGGAGCUCCUGCAGUCCCAGGCUGUGGCUGUGACCUUCGGAGACCGUGUUCUCUAUCCAGCAUCUUGGGUGGUCCCAUUUUUUGUGGCCUUUUCAACUAUUGGAGCUGCUAAUGGGACCUGCUUUACAGCGGGCAGACUCAUCUAUGUCGCAGGCCGGGAAGGCCACAUGCUUAAAGUGCUCUCAUACAUCAGUGUCAAGCGCCUCACACCUGCCCCUGCCCUCAUCUUUUAUGGCAUCAUCGCCACCAUUUACAUCAUCCCUGGUGACAUAAACUCCUUAGUCAAUUACUUCAGUUUUGCUGCAUGGCUGUUUUAUGGAGUAACAAUUCUAGGACUCAUUGUGAUGAGGUUCACAAGGAAAGAUCUGGAAAGGCCCAUUAAGGUGCCCAUCGUCAUCCCUAUCUUCGUGCUUGUUGUAUCCGUGUUUUUGGUUCUGGCCCCAAUCAUCAGUACGCCUGCCUGGGAGUAUCUCUACUGUGUGCUCUUUAUCCUGAGCGGACUUAUAUUCUACUUCCUGUUUGUCCACUACAAGUUCAAAUGGGCUCAGAAAAUCUCCAGGCCAGUCACUAUGCACUUGCAGAUGCUGUUGGAAGUUGUCCCACCAGAGAAGGACCCUGAGUAACAAGUUCAUCACUCAUACUGCAAAGCUGCAAUGAACUUAUUUUUGUAAGCAAUAUUUGUGGUUAUUUCCUCCUGUUUUUUUUUUU